Molecule: messenger RNA, 984 nt
Organism: Daktulosphaira vitifoliae (grape phylloxera)
Lineage: Eukaryota; Metazoa; Arthropoda; Insecta; Hemiptera; Phylloxeridae
Exons: 2
Coding region: 122-931 (269 amino acids)
Source: RefSeq, a predicted model, not a curated record
CAAAAUAAGAAGAUAAAUUAAAAAUAAUUAGGAGUUUUAAUUUAUAUAAAGUUUUUAAAUUUUCAAAGUUAUUUUUACUCUACUUAUUUAAAGUACUUUUUGUUCCCCAUAGUCUUAAAUUAUGAUUCAAGUUGUUAUUUUAUUAUUAUUUUCCACUUGCCAAAUCACUUUACAAAUUAAUGUAUCGCAAUUUGCACUAGGAAUAAUGAGGAACCCGGGUUGGAAGUCAUUACAAAAAAUAAAAAUAAUUAAAGAUGGAAAAUCUUUUUCAUGUGAUGACAUGAAUUCAAAUGAUGUAAAAUUGUUGGAUAAAUACGUAAGUUCAAUGAUUAUGUGUAAGUACGCUCAUAAUUUGCUUGAUAUAGCUACUUAUAUUGAAUAUAUGGCAACUCAGUUUAAAGUAUUGGAUAGAAGAGGUGAGAAACUUGUUUACAUAAAAUAUUUGUAUGCCUAUAUAAUAGAUAUUGAAAAACAAACAGAUUACAUGUUCCUUGCAAUUGAUUUCAUGAAUAAUAUGAAAGUAAUAGAUAAUUCAUUUCUUAAUGGGCCUUUACAAAAGUUGUGGAAAAAUACAAACAAAGAGAUAAUAAAAUAUUAUAUUGGUGCAUUAAUAUAUACUAUUAAAAGUGAUAAACCUGUGGAUUUUGUUGUUAAUGAUUUAAUUAGACCUUUUAAGGAUCUUAAAGAAGAAAUAGAUAAUGAUAUAAUGGGAGAGAAAAAUUUUUGUGUUAAAGGAAAACCGUCCAUACCGAGUUGGAAUGAUUUAAAUAACUCGUAUUUGAAGGAGACUCAAAUGGAUAAAUAUUGCGGUUCAUUUUUGGAUUAUAUUAAUUUGAGAUAUAGAUUUUGGAUUUCGGACUCUGAAUUUGAAAGUUUUAAUCAACUAGGGUUUGUUAGGUUCGGUCCUUCUAUCGUAUUGCGCACAAAAUAAUAAGAACCGGAGUGAAUUUUGUUUAUUAUUUAGAUUUCUUAAUAGAUAAAUUA